This is a messenger RNA of Aspergillus heteromorphus CBS 117.55, 1906 nucleotides long. Its product is annotated as putative MFS transporter. NCBI's taxonomy places the organism in Eukaryota, Fungi, Ascomycota, Eurotiomycetes, Eurotiales, Aspergillaceae. Gene Ontology annotation, biological process: transmembrane transport. The record is from RefSeq and is a predicted model, not a curated record. The transcript has 5 exons. Gene Ontology annotation, molecular function: transmembrane transporter activity. The coding region runs from base 98 to 1906 and encodes 602 amino acids. Gene Ontology annotation, cellular component: membrane.
CACAAAUAUCCCCCCAUCCGGAGUAGUGGUCUCAGAAUCCCCGCGAGACAUGCCUUUCUAGACCCCGCAAUCCCCCGCAACCCCCGAACCCACCCAGAUGGCCUCCUUGCGCCCGGGGCCGACCGAGGCCAUCUCUUCCGUCCCCUCCAUCCCCAGCAGCGGAUCGUCCUCAAUUGCGCAGUAUACCCCCGUGUCCGAUAGAUCCGAACAGGGCGACUCUCCCAGCCUGAACGCAGAGCGUCCCCCCGCGGGGUCCCUGAAAGUGCAGACCGAUUUCAGCACGGACGGGGAUCAGGAUUCCGACGACGACGACGACGAAAUCGACGAAGGCUACGACUCAUAUGAAGACGAAGAGAUCCGGCCCCGAUCCAGUAGACGCACGCCGAAGUAUACCAAAGAGGAAGAACGGCAGGUCGUCAAACAGUUCGAUCGGAAACUUGUCCCAUUCCUAGCUCUUCUCUAUCUACUUUCCUUUUUGGAUCGCUCCAAUAUUGGAAAUGCCAAAAUCGCCGGUCUCGCGGACGACCUGCGUCUGUCAUCCUCGCAAUAUGAAUGGCUCCUCACGGCCUUCUACGUCACAUACAUCCUCUUCGAAUGGAUGACCCUGAUGUACAGAUUGGUCCGUCCGCACGUCUACAUCGCCCUCUGCGUCUUCGGUUGGGGUCUUGUCGCCUCCCUUCAGUCGCUGUCCACCUCAUUCGGCGCCCUGGUCUUCCUCCGAGCAGCUCUCGGGAUCACCGAAGCGGCCUUCGGUCCGGGCGUCCCCUUCUAUCUCUCGCUAUUCUACAAACGCGAGGAGCUGGCCUUCCGAAACGGGCUCUUCAUCUCCGCCGCUCCCCUGGCCUCAUCGUUUGCCAGCAGUCUCGCCUGGCUUAUUGUCCGGCUCAGUAACAACGGGCCCAUCGCACCCUGGCGCACCCUAUUUCUCGUCGAAGGAUUCCCAAGUAUCAUUGUCGCCGUCAUCGCCUGGUUCGUCAUCCCCGAUACACCGGGGAGUGCUGCAUUCCUCAAACCCCGACAGCGAGCAAUCGCACAGCUGCGCAUGGACGAGAGAAGUCCCAACCACAAACACCAUCAGCAGCAGCAGCAGCAGCAACAGAAACAGAAGCCUUUCAACUGGAAAGAAGUCACAAAGACACUAUGCGAUCCCAAAUCCUACAUAACAGCUCUUAUGUUCUUCAGCUGCAACGUCGCCUUCAGCUCCAUGCCUGUCUUCCUCCCCACCAUCAUCCAAGACAUGGGCUACACCCCCCUAACAUCGCAAGCCCUCUCCGCGCCCCCCUACCUAGUCGCCUUCGUCACCGUCCUCCUAACCUCCCACCUCUCGGACCGCACCCGCACCCGCAGUCCCUACCUAAUCCUCCACGCCCUGCUCUCCUCAACCGCCUACUUUGUCAUCGCCCUCACAGGCCACUUCCACGCCUCGCUCCCAGCCCCCGUGCACAUCGCCAUCCGCUAUCUCUGCGUCUACCCGGCCGUCGCGGGCUUCUUCUCCGCCAUCACGCUGAUCAUCACCUGGACGAUGGAUAACCGUCCCGCGGGGGAGGCUAAGGGCGCCAGCGUUGCGCUGAUGAAUAUCGUGGGGCAGUGUGGGCCGCUACUAGGUACGAGGCUGUAUCCUGCGACUCAGGGGCCGUGGUAUGUCCAGGGUAUGGCGAUUUGUGGGAGCUUUAUGUUGGGGGUUGCGGUGUUGGCGGGGGGGUUGAGGUGGUUGCUUCGGCUGGAGAUGAGGAGGAAUAAAAUGGGUAGGGGGGAGGGGGUGGGAGAGGAGGAAGGGUUUGAGAUGGAGAUGGAGGGUGGUGGGGCGGAGAGGGAGGUGCUUAUGGGUGGAAGGGGGAGGGGAGGGGGUGGAGAGAGGAGGAUGGGGAGAAGUUUGAGUAUAUUUUAUGUUUCUGAGAUAGGUUGA